AUGGAGUCAAUUCAGAACCAAAGGCCACGGCCUGAGCGAUCAGUAUCAAGAGGGCGAGGGAGCAGCCUCCCACUGGGCCAGCAACGAAGACAGGCGACUAACACCCAAGCGCAGGACCCAUCUCCCUCACCAAAUGACUCUAACAGUGUACCCAGAGCCACCAAUGUACCCAGAGCAUCGCGACAGCUCUCCAUGUUCGAUUCUUCUCGCAACGUUGGCAUUUCUGGAGGACAGUUCGUCGCACAGCAUGGUCCAGUUUCUAAUCGCUAUGUGACUGUUUACAAUUACAAUCAAAGCGGACCGUCAGAAGGGGAGACCACUCGUGAGGAAGACAGGUCACCCAUAGGGAGAUUGCCCCGCCAUUUUGGUGAAAACACUGCCAAUUCCAGAAGAUCAGGCCGAGAAGGUCGUCGGAUUCCACCUGAGCAGAACACAAUCCGACCAAUACAGCGAAGCAACGUCCUCUAUGAACAGCACCUCAUGCGCAAGGGCAGAGGCUACCCUCUCUGGAUACCGCAACCAAAUCUCCGACUUCCAAUACCAUACCGGGCCAAAGGAGCAUCCAUAGGAGAUGUUGGUAUCAUCACUGCGUACGGGGCGUUCGACUUCCUCUUCAAUAUAUGUCUACCGGCGGACCACCCAAUAAACCCAGAAGAGCUUCCGGAAGGUUUUGAACCUCUCCGACCAACGUUGAACCCAACAGAUAUUCGGGAAUCUUUGGAAUUCACAGCUGGAAGCUACUUGGCGAGCUCUUCAGUGUCGAAGGCACAGUCGGGAGUGGAUUCCUUGGGCUAUACGUUCGAGUCGUCGGCAUCAGAAGGCGCAAUUUUAGCGAUGCCUGAAGGGGCCUACCAUGAAGAGCUUGGGAACGUCUCAAAAUUCCGCGAAUAUAUUGCUGUUCAUGCAGAGAACUGGUAUAAAUUUGUCAAUGGGCCUCGCGGACGGGAAGCACAGAAUGGCGAUGUGCGGCUCGUCAUCGGCAGCGACAAGACCACUGGCUGGGGAAUGGCGACCUUUUCCAGCACCGCUGAGGAUCAAUCAAACGUCCGCCUGCAGUUCUGCGCCCUUGGCGGGAGGGGGCCGCAAUCAUCCGGCCCUAUGUACACCUGGGAGCACCUUGGGUCAGCGGAGGCGAGAGUGGGACCUGACGCCAGCGAGAACGAGGAGUUGGGAGCCACGGCAGCGCGGCCACUGCGCAACCAGUGUCUCUUCAUGCGAACAUUGAGUGUCGCGUUGGCGGAAGAAACCUGGAAGAGGCUCAGAAACGAAAAUUUUAAGACAGAGACCGGGCCAUCUUCCUCUUCAAAUACCGACUGCCAAUCGUCAAAUCCCUCCACAGGUCAGAGCGGAGGUAGUUCCGGGACGCCAUCUCUCGACACUGUCGCGACAUCUGGGGGCAGAAAAGGAUCAAGCUCUUUUGCAAAUGACUCAGAGCCAACGUCGAACCCAAAUGUGAUUGUGGAGCACUCUUCGACCACUCCUUAUACAGUUCAUCCGUCAAAAAUCAUCAACGAAUUCUUGCUUCAGGAGGUUCCUUAUGCGAGGAUGGCCGUCACAAGCGAUAGAGAUUGGCACUGGGUUCUCUCGUCUCAGGAACGGCAGCUUUAUGAACCCGCCGAAUUCAUUUCCCAAAUAUGUUCCCUCAAUGUUGUAAGCGAACAUAACGGGGUGGUGUUUCUGGAACCUAUUGAUCAUACGGAGGAAACCUGGAAUUGGACGAGAUGGGAUCGAUACUUAUGGACAUUGCUGCGGACAGUGCCAACAUUGAACGAUAUCUUUUUGGUUCUAUCCAGGCUCGCCGACCAUUUCUACUCGGUUUGCUUAGCGAUUUAA
This is a messenger RNA of Cyclocybe aegerita, 1833 nucleotides long. Lineage: Eukaryota; Fungi; Basidiomycota; Agaricomycetes; Agaricales; Hemipholiotaceae. The record is from the annotation of a GenBank genome assembly.